Messenger RNA from Suncus etruscus (white-toothed pygmy shrew), 939 nucleotides. Its product is annotated as mas-related G-protein coupled receptor member X4-like. Gene Ontology annotation, biological process: G protein-coupled receptor signaling pathway. Bases 1 to 939 code for a protein of 312 amino acids. The record is from RefSeq and is a predicted model, not a curated record. Gene Ontology annotation, molecular function: G protein-coupled receptor activity. Gene Ontology annotation, cellular component: membrane. NCBI's taxonomy places the organism in Eukaryota, Metazoa, Chordata, Mammalia, Eulipotyphla, Soricidae. The transcript has a single exon.
AUGCCUGAGGUCCUCUGGAACAACUCGACAGUUUUAACUGAAGGGAAUGAUGACUCCUUAUUCAACGAAACCAACAUUAACGAUGAUUUCUGGAGUUAUUACCAUUUAGUUUGGACUGUGUUUGAUAUUGUCUUAAUAGUCAUUGGACUCUGUGGCAUGGUGGGGAAUGGGAUUGUCAUCUGGCUUCUGGGUUUCUGCCUGAAGAGAAACCACUAUGGCGUCUACAUCCUCAACUUAGCAAUUGCAGACUUCACCUAUCUCUCAACAGCUAUUACUAAUUAUACAUAUCUGAGUAGAUAUUUUUCUAAAAAAUUAUUAUUGUUUUUAGAUUCACUUGAAGUGUCUUCAUACUUGGUGGGCCUGAGCUUGCUCAUGGCCAUCAGCAUUGAGCGCUGUGUCUCUGUGCUCUGGCCCAUCUGGUACAAAUGCCACCGCCCAACACAUCUCUCCACCAUUGUGUGCACCGUUGUUUGGGUUUUCUUUAUUAUUAGUUACUAUUUAAUAAGAUUUUUAGUUGAACUUGACUAUGAUAUGUGGUAUAUAUCUGGACUCAUGUCCCUUCCAACUAUCCUGGUGCUCUUUGUGUCCAGCCUGACUCUCUUCAUCCAGGUCCAGUGUUACUCCAGGCAGAGAAAGUCCAGCAGGCUCUACUGGACCAUCCUGCUCAACGUGCUGGCCUUCCUGCUGCUCAGUGUGCCGAGAGGAGUUUAUUUAGCCUAUUAUUUCUCAACGUUCUUAAGAAUCUAUGUAAUAUGGGAAAUGGUAGUUAUGAUCCUCCUCUCUGCUGUGAACAGCACAGUCAACCCCAUCAUUUAUUUCUUUGUUGGACGACACGGGCAGCAGCGAGGCAGAAAAUCUCUCCGAGAAGUGCUCCAGAGGGCGCUGACAGAUAAUGCAGAAGCUGAGGAGAGAAGAGCACCAUACCCACACAGAGCAUGA